UUAAGCAACAUUUUAAUACUAUUUUCCAAUAUAUGAUAAAUAUAUUCUAUGUAUAAUAAAUGUAAAAAUCCCAAAAUGCAUGAGGAAAUUAACAAAAAAAUAAAUUGCAGUUGAAAAGACGGUAGAAUAAUGGUUUUUUCUUAUUAUUUGGCUACCUGUGGCUGGCUAAGAGAUUGAUUUUCCUUGUACCGCUUUCGGGAAUAGAAUGGAAUCCGGGAUCAAAGUAUCCAGAGUAGCUUGUCCAUAAAAGCCCAGUUUAGCUGGCAAAUGAAAAAGACGAGUUAGUGGAAUGUCGAUCAUUGAGUUGGCGAAGAUAUUGGUUCUCAAUUUAAUAGUUCAAUCAUGAUUGAACAAAUAAUACUUAUAUAUAUAUAUAUUGACUACAAAUGGAAGAUAAAAGAAAAGAGCAACUAAGCUAAGACAUCCUGGCAAAGCUGGGGCACCACACUAGUUGGCAACAGUUUCCAAACACAUUAACUACAAUUAGUUCUAGUUGCAUAUUUUCCUAGAGCAUCCGCCGCCAUAUUGUGCUCCCAUGGAAUGUGAUGCACCGAGAUUUGUCAAUCCUGAUUAAUCUUGUCCCAAACCUGCAGAAUUACAUCUAUAUGCCAGAAAUGACAGACAUCCUACACACCUGUUACCGCAUCAACUAACUCGACACAAUCGGAGAAGGAAACCACCUUGCGAUAGCCCAACUCCCAAACAUGUUGUGAGCCUUCAUUGAGAGCCUGCAGCUCCGCCAAGAACGCUUCACCAACACAAAAGCCACCGUGAACCCAGACAACCAUCUCCCAUCUUCAUCCCGCAGAAUACCUCAUCCACCAAUUGUAUUCCUCCCCAGCACCAUGCUCCCAUCCACACACAUCUCCACGAACCCUGCUUCCCCAGAACUAGGCAUACCCGUACUCCCCACAACACUAUUCAUUCUUCCCCAUUGUUGAAACUCAACAACCGCCACCUGAAUCCUUCGGAACACCACCUCUACCGUCCACGGAACCAGUUCGAAGAUUACAUUAUUCCGCAUAGUCCAAUUUUCUUAAUUUUUUUCAUAAUUUUAAAAUAUAACCCGUUAAAAUUUAUUCUUGCUAGUUCAAAACGGUUCUUACUUCUUCAAUAGCACCAACCAGCCACUUGAUUGAUUUUCGAUUCAAUUAGUUGGUCUAGUUUGAUUUUCAAAACUAUGGCCAAAAUAGCUCACCAAUUAGCCCAAUAAGCCAAAUUUUCACUUAUUUUUAUGGUACAUUUUUAAGUGGAGGUUUUUCAGCCCUAACCCACACAAUUCACUCAUUAAGUUCUUUAGGAUAUGGUUAGCCUCAAGAUCAACCCACAUUAUCAUUUUAAUUUAUAUGGGGUUCUUAAUUUUUUAUUCAAAAAUUAAGAAAAUCCAAUUCCUAAAUUUUUGCCUAAUCUGCAUCCCUAAAAACCCGGACUUUCCGAAUUUCGUAGAAAUAUCACAUCAAUAUCACUUAAAACCCUUGUUAUCGCCCAUCAUUUAGGUUUGAGCAGUUGUAUAAUUGCAUCGAUUGACCUCUUUGUGUCACGAGCUAUCUUCCUCUUCAUAACCAUUGUCGCGACAAGCUCACGAUUUGGACCCACCACCCAUUGUCAACGUGUAGUCCCAUCCUUGUCAUUCCAUCGCAUCAUCUCUUCAAUCAGCUUCUCAACUUCAUAACAAACUCUCUCCUCUUCGGAGCCAUUUUCGCGACAAGCUCAUGAUUUGGACCCACCACCAAACCUCGAAGCGACAUUGUCAACGUGUAGUCCAAUCCUUGUCAAUUCAUCUCAUCAUCUCUUCAAUCAGCUUCUCAAUUUCAUAACAUAAUAGAUGACUCACACACAUGGAGGUGGACGGGGCCAGGAGGAAGGGGGUUGCAUCCCUGGACGUGAUCGUGGUCAGGGACCGCUUAUGCCACAAAGAACAACGUACCGUAAGCUCCGACAAGCUAGGAAGGCCUCAGCUCCACAACCACUUAUUCAAGAGCCUGCUCAUGAAGAGCAGGAUCCUGUGACACCAGCAGCAGCUCAGCAAGAGCAUGUGGCACCUCAGGAGGAGCAUAUGCAACCAGCAGCUCAACAACAACCUCUUGUUCUUCAACGGGACCCUCCGUUUCCUGGAUGUCGUAAGGAUCUUUCAUUGCUUACAUCACGCCGCGUGGUACCAUUUUUGUAUCACGCCUUGCUACGGACCCGCCCGAUUGACCCGAAGAGAUUUCGUGCAAAGUUCAUCCCAGGAAUGGAAUACAUUCCCAUCAAUGAAAAGUUCUAUGAUUCCAACAAGGAUGACCUGCUUAACUUCAAGAAGCUGUGGCUAUAUGAUCCAGUUGAUAAUGUGUCUCUGCUCAGUAUUAACUUUGUUGAUGAGAAGCCAGUAUUCAAAGAUGAUCUUAAGUAUUUUGUUGAUUUAUAUCAACUUCAGUCUAAAUGUUGGAUUCACUUUGAGUACAAGAGUGAUGACCGUUUCGACAUUUUUAUUUUGGGUCGCGAUUUAAAAGAGAUUCAUUAUCCUCCUCCUAUGGGGCGCAAAAUCGUUUUUCCUCCUAUCUCCCCAAGUGUUCCUCCUACAAGGCCAAAUGUAGCUAUGGAUGUGGACUCUGAUUCAGACUCUGAUACUGAAUUGGUGUUUCGUGAUCCGACUAGGGACUAUUCCUGCAGAUACUACGACUCAGACUGAGUUAACGCUGAUUGAUAGCAAUGGCAAGAGGUUUGAAUGUUUUAUUGCCCGUGGGUGGAGUAAAAAUCCUCCAAAAAAGUUUCUUGGAGAUGGAUGGGACCGGUUUCGCAAUUUCCAGCAGCUGCGUGAUGGAGAUGUUUGCGUUUUAAGCAUGGAGAAAAUCCAAUGUAAUGUUUUGUUGAGAUUCGUCGUGCUCGUGCAUAAGAAUUUGUACACUAUCUUUUUAUCAUUACCAGAUUGUUGAGGGAAUGUGGUUAUAAUUUAUUUUGAAAGACUAUGCGUUGGCUGCUUUUAGUGGUCAAAGACACUUCGUUUGUUCGUUUGUACUCCCUCUGUUUCUUAUGAUAAAUAAUUCUGAUUCUCAUACACUAAUUGCAGGAAGAAUCAAGUCAUUUUCACACUUUGGGGAGGUCAUGCUGAUACUAUACUCAAAUAUCUUAGGCUUGUCCUUAGGCUAGUGUGGUUUUAUCCUUAGCCUUGUAGGCCAGUUGAGAGCUUGGUUGUUACUAGUCUGUGUUCUGGUCACAGACCUAGAGUGGGUCAUGACAAAAUAUAAAAAGUUGGUUUGAUUUACAUAUGGAAAGCCUAUC
Lotus japonicus is the source of this 3261-nucleotide messenger RNA. RefSeq lists its product as uncharacterized. NCBI's taxonomy places the organism in Eukaryota, Viridiplantae, Streptophyta, Magnoliopsida, Fabales, Fabaceae. The record is from RefSeq and is a predicted model, not a curated record. The transcript is spliced from 6 exons. The coding region runs from base 1826 to 2671 and encodes 281 amino acids.